AUGACGCAACUCAAGACGUUCGAGCUCCCGGUUGGGACUCAACUUGCCUACCUCGCCGAAGGUGGCGCAAAUAUUAUCUACCGGAUUGUGCCGCCAGCCGCCCAUCAGACAUUACCUGCGGAAUACAGAGGGAAGUUGUUGCGACUUCGCAAGGAUACACCGGCCGGUGUUUCGUACCAGGAGAUUGCCCGGAAUUUCGACAAGACGAUCCGUCCCCUUUUCAAACCGGAAGAGCUGGUGGACCAGGAACUGGUUUACUUACCCAAAGGCCUUACCCAGCAAUGCAAUGAGCAGCUGCGCGCUGCGGAGCUUACAGAAAAGCGACCAAAGCAACGUCGUGGCGUUUAUCUCUCCAUUACAGAGCCAUUUGGACUGCUGGUCACAGAUAUGACCUCCUUUGGGAAUCCCGGAACGGACCUAGCCGAGUUGAAGCCGAAAUGGCUUCUUCAGUCCCCAUCCGCUCCCAUGGGCGUACGAAGAUGUCGCACCUGCGCUUUGCGGGAUAUGAAAAACCAAGACGCUCGGCGAGUGGGUGCAGCGGAUACGCGAUCGUUCUGCCCUCUGGAUCUGGUAUCUGAGAAGUUUGAGCAUGUCUUGCGCGCGGCCAAAUUCGUCAAGGGUUACAAAGACCAUGCGCGACUUGCUAGAGUUCUGUACAGGAACCCCACGUUGCUGAAGCUUCAAGCACACCAGAGGAACAUGAAAGACGUUGGGAUCUACGGGCCCUCUCCUCUUUCCAAAGACAAAUCAUUGGCAAUGACGCUUCGGGAUUGCACAAUGUUUAUCAAGGUAGCCAUCCCUCAUGGAGCUUCUGAACUGGCCCAUGUAACCUUCGUCCUACAAUGGAGACAACCUGCAAUGGCGCCACGGUUCACUGAUGGUUUCUAG
Molecule: messenger RNA, 888 nt
Organism: Aspergillus mulundensis
Lineage: Eukaryota; Fungi; Ascomycota; Eurotiomycetes; Eurotiales; Aspergillaceae
Product: inositol-pentakisphosphate 2-kinase
Exons: 1
Coding region: 1-888 (295 amino acids)
Biological process (GO): inositol phosphate biosynthetic process
Cellular component (GO): nucleus
Molecular function (GO): ATP binding; inositol-1,3,4,5,6-pentakisphosphate 2-kinase activity
Source: RefSeq, a predicted model, not a curated record